GAUAAUUUGGGAAAACAAUUUCUACACAAAACGAUGAUUCUCGAAGUGUGAUAUAUGUUCGGUGGUAUCAUCGAAGAACACGUUCAUUUCUCUUCUUCCAAGUCCCGUCCCCAUCUCAAACAGUUGAAGAGAAUCCAGCACGAUGCAGUACAGGAACCUUGGGCGAUCGGGGCUGAAGGUGAGCCAGUUGUCAUACGGGGCGUGGGUGAGCUUCGGGAACCAGUUGGACGUGAAGGAGGCGAAGGCGUUGCUCCAGUGCUGCCGCGACCACGGCGUCAACUUCUUCGACAAUGCCGAGGUCUACGCCAAUGGCCGCGCCGAGGAGAUCAUGGGGCAGGCGAUCCGGGAGCUCGGUUGGAAGCGCUCCGACGUCGUCAUUUCGACCAAGAUCUUCUGGGGCGGUCAGGGCCCCAACGACAAGGGCCUCUCGCGUAAGCACAUAGUGGAGGGCACCAAAGCCUCGCUCAAGCGCCUCGACAUGGACUACGUCGACGUUAUCUACUGCCACCGCCCCGACAUCUCCACGCCAAUCGAGGAAACCGUGCGGGCCAUGAACCACGUCAUUGACAAAGGCUGGGCUUUCUACUGGGGCACCAGUGAGUGGUCGGCCCAGCAGAUCACUGAGGCCUGGGCUGUGGCCCAGAGACUCGACCUCGUCGGGCCUAUUGUUGAACAGCCUGAGUAUAACCUCUUGGCCAGGCACAAGGUUGAGUCUGAGUAUCUUCCUCUGUACACCAACUAUGGCAUAGGCCUCACUACAUGGAGUCCUCUUGCCUCUGGAGUGCUCACUGGGAAAUAUAAGAAAGGAGCUAUACCGCCAGAUAGCAGAUUUUCUUUGGAAAAUUACAAAAAUCUGGCAUCGCGAUCACUGGUUGAUGAUGUGCUUAAGAAGGUUGAUGGAUUACAGCCAAUUGCGGAUAAGCUUGGUGUUCCACUGUCACAACUUGCGAUUGCGUGGUGUGCUGCUAAUCCUAAUGUUUCUUCUGUUAUCUGUGGUGCUACAAAGGAGUCUCAGAUUCAAGAGAACAUGAAAGCAAUCGAUGUCAUUCCAUUAUUGACUCCUGUUGUGAUGGAGAAGAUUGAAGCUGUUGUUCAAAGCAAGCCAAAGCGCCCUGACUCGUACCGAUAAAUAUGCAUUAGUUGGAAUACUCUCCUUCAUCCCUGGGCCUGGAAUGGAAAUUCAUGUUGAAAUUGUAUUGGUUUGGUUGAUGUGAUUUCCUCUUAAAAGACUUUAUUUGUGUCUUAUAUUUUCCUUGUGGAACUGAAUAUGCCUUCUUUUUUAUGGGUUCAAACAUUCCAAAUUGAUUUUGGAAACAAAGCAUUAAGAUCUUGGAGUUUAGGCUUACGUUUGCCUUCCGAAUUAAAUGUGAUACUAUUAUUUGUG
Messenger RNA from Vigna umbellata (rice bean), 1384 nucleotides. RefSeq names its product potassium channel beta subunit 1 (gene KAB1). NCBI's taxonomy places the organism in Eukaryota, Viridiplantae, Streptophyta, Magnoliopsida, Fabales, Fabaceae. The record is from RefSeq and is a predicted model, not a curated record.